Molecule: messenger RNA, 559 nt
Organism: Prunus avium (sweet cherry)
Lineage: Eukaryota; Viridiplantae; Streptophyta; Magnoliopsida; Rosales; Rosaceae
Source: RefSeq, a predicted model, not a curated record
CACUAUCAGGGCAAGUAUAGCUGUAUGGGAAAGUGCAUUAAAGAAAUUGGAAGUUAUUUCAAACGGUGACAUCAUGAAUAAGCUCAAAAUAAGCUACGACUCUUUACAAGACAACCAUGACCAGGACUUAUUUCUCCAUGUUGCAUGUUUCUUCAUCGGAAAGGACGAGGAUGUCACUAUGAAAAUAUUGGAUGGAUGUGAUUUCCAUACGACUGUAGGCAUUCAAAAUCUCAUUGAUAUAUGUCUGGUAGCUAAAGAUGGAGAUAAUAAGUUGAAGAUGCAUCAAAUGAUUCGUGAUAUGGGAAGAGAAAUUGUUCGCCUUGAAUCAAAGGAGCCUGAAAAAUGCAGCAGAUUACGGUAUCGUAAGGAUUCUCUCAAUGUAUUGAGAGAAAAGAAUGGUUCAAAAAAAAUUGAAGGUCUUGCCCUGCAUAUGUACCAUGUAGAAACUCCUUCAGGAAAUACAAAUAAGAUUCUUGAUCUCAGUGGUUCCUGUAUCCUCACUGAAACUGGUGACUUCUCAUUGGUCCCCAAUCUUGAGAGGUUGAUUCUUGAAGAUUGU